Molecule: messenger RNA, 667 nt
Organism: Stegastes partitus (bicolor damselfish)
Lineage: Eukaryota; Metazoa; Chordata; Actinopteri; Pomacentridae
Product: proline-rich transmembrane protein 1
Exons: 3
Cellular component (GO): membrane
Source: RefSeq, a predicted model, not a curated record
GCACACGCUUGGAAUAACCGGAAUCACCGCGCACCAAAAAGGUUUUCUUUUCUUGCUUCUUUAUUCACACCAGCAGCUGGAGUAAAAGAACACAUCCGAGGACAGAAGAUCGGAAGGCAUGUCGUCUGAAAAACACGGGCUCGAUGACUCCGGCCGUCAGACCAUGCAGCCUCCUCCCUAUCUGCCCGGCCCACAAGACCCCAACGUUCCCCAGCACCCCAACAUGCCUCCGGCACCGGGCACGCAGCCCAACUACCCCCCUCCGCCUCCUCCUCCAGGCUCAGAGGGAUACCUCCAAGAGACUCAGUUCCACUGCGGACCAAUGGGACCUCCGGGGGCCCCGCAGGGCUACACCGUCCAGACCCAGGGCCCUGGAGGCACCAUGGCGCACCCCCCUGUGGGCUACCUCCACCCAGGAUACCCGCUUCAGCUGCAGCCCUGCACGGCUUACGUACCCGUCUACCCCAUGGCAUCAGGUCAACCCUACAUGCCGGCGGGGGGAGCCCACCCAGGGAUCCCACCGGGUCAGAUUCACCCCAUGCAAAUGCCGCCCAGCAUCACCCUGAUGGACCGUCGACCGCCUCACGACUAUCUGCCCAUCGCAGUCCUCACCACUGUCUGCUGCUUCUGGCCCACAGGCAUCAUUGCAAUCAUCAAAGCCGUGCAG